AUGAGGAAUCGACGCGCGUGCGACGCUUGCCGCCAGAGAAAGAUUCAAUGUGAUGGCGACGCUUCUAGCCCUACACGACAGUGCAACUGGUGCAGUAGCCACGGAAAGGCGUGCACAUUCCAUGGAGUGAAGGCAAGAGAGGUGAGGAGCAAACUAAAUCCAGGGUUUAACGAUGACCUAACAAGUCAAUUCGAACGUGUCGAGAAAGCUUUAUCCGACGGCCUUACUGAAAAGUCAAAAGUCCAACCGGUCUCUACCACGUCAGACACUUCAAUUACAUGUCGUUCGAAUGGGGCCCACUCGGCAUCCCCAGAAGGCUCAACCAGUCUCUAUGCCGGACUUCUUCUAGGCCAGAAUCGCUGCCACAGUGGCAUUCCUCUCUUCACCGAAGAAGACGAGGAAUGGAUAUAUUCGCGAACCGGUGAAAAAGCCGACUUUCGAAACCUCAGUACCCUUCGCAUGGGGCAACGAAUCCAGCGACCAGCCCCGCCUCACGUGCCCAUUCAGGGAGCAACCGAUCUUCUUUGUGUACUUCCAUCACGAGCUAUUGUUAAGGCGUUCUUAGAUGCCUUUCACCAAUCCACUUUUAGAUUGGCAUUCCCAGUCAUCGACUACACUCUGUUUCAGGAGACUAUUGCUGCGGCCUAUGAAGCCAGCGACACGCUGUCAUCCCUGAAACACACCACCGCGAAAGUAUGCGUAUUAGCAUUUCUUUCCAUGGUGGGUUUGUUCCACGGCAAACUAUCAUUCCUGCCCCCAAUGGACUGGGAUGCAUGUUAUAAUGCGACCCACUCCUUCCUACCACACAUCCUUGAUGAAGCCACCAUGGAAAAUCUCCAAACGAUCUUGAUGCUGUACCUCCGUCAACGAUAUCUUGGUCGCUCAGCGUCGGGCGCUAUUUACCACUCUAUCGCAUGCCGAAUGGCAUUCAUGCUUGGUGGACAUACAAACAGGAACACUAAAUCCUUCAGCGACGAGGUCACUCGUCAGGAGCGACAAACCCGCCACAUCCGACUACUCUUCUGGCAUUGUUAUAUUUUCGACAAGGACAUUGCACUCCGGACAGGACAGCCACCAUUCAUAUCUGAUAAGUAUUGUGACCUCACCCUUCCUGAAGGCUACAUCGAAACCCAUUUCGUACUACCUCUACCAGGUCACGAUAUCUCCUCGUCUUUCUUCGCGAAUGAGUCGCUAGUUCCUUUCCUUCCUGGAGAGUUACGACUGAGUAUGCUAAAGCAUAAAACAUACGAGCUAUUAUACUCCGUUCAAGCUCUUGCCAAGUCAGAUUCCGAAGUCAUCCGUGCGAUCCUGGAGCUGGAUGAUGAACUUGAAAGUUGGCGAUUAUCUCUCCCAAAGGUUGUUCGCCCUGCUCUCUCGAUAUCCGAUCUCCAGCAACCAGUGUCAGAUCUCAAAAUGCAACACCGAAUGCAACAUGUUGCUCUACACCUUGAAUACCACCAUCUUAUAGUGACAAUCCACCGGGCAGGCGCUAGGUGUAUUGCAAACAAUCCGGACACCAGUCUUCAUGCAAACGAAAGUCACGCAGCAAUCAAGUCCAGCAUAGCAUUGUGCCUUGAAGCCAGUCGGUCAACUUUAUUCUAUCUUCGAGAGGUCAUCGAUGAUCUAGCAGGAGAAAUAUUCUGGGUUACUGUCUUCUAUCCCACGGCAGCGACGAUGAUGCUAUUCCUUCACGUUCUAGCUGAACCAUUGGCUCCACAAGCAAAGGCCGAUCUAGAGCUAUUGAGCUCAGCAGCAGACCUCAUUCGCAGUAUGCCAAUACAAAGACUAACGCCGCAUGAGAUUGGCCACAUUCGGUUAGUAAACGACUUUAUCACAGAGCUGACCCGCCUUGGUAACUGCGCGAUCUUUAAGGCUGAGAUGGAAAUGGGAACAGACGCAUUUGGCAUCGAGGAGUGUACGUAA
Molecule: messenger RNA, 1923 nt
Organism: Ilyonectria robusta
Lineage: Eukaryota; Fungi; Ascomycota; Sordariomycetes; Hypocreales; Nectriaceae
Exons: 5
Coding region: 1-1923 (640 amino acids)
Biological process (GO): DNA-templated transcription; regulation of DNA-templated transcription
Molecular function (GO): DNA binding; DNA-binding transcription factor activity, RNA polymerase II-specific; zinc ion binding
Source: RefSeq, a predicted model, not a curated record